Molecule: messenger RNA, 468 nt
Organism: Iphiclides podalirius (scarce swallowtail)
Lineage: Eukaryota; Metazoa; Arthropoda; Insecta; Lepidoptera; Papilionidae
Source: the annotation of a GenBank genome assembly
AUGCAAAUAUCGAUUCACCUCGUCCCGCCCGGUCCCGGUGAGCGCGGUAAACGGGGAUUAUUCGAAAAUAAAAAAAAAACCAGGGAGGGAAAAAAAACGCAAAUCGCCGGCAAGUGUCGUCGCGUGUCGGAUUCUGGCGGUUUCUGCGAGAGGGCGCCCGCCGCUCGGCGGCAAGGCAACAUCUGGAGGGCGCGCUGCGCUCGCGUCGGAGGGGCGCGCGCGGGGACCCCGUGUUCCGGGCGCAACGCGCGCCAGUCCCCGAGACACCGGCCGCGCGAACGGCCACCGCGACCCGCCAACGCUCCGCGAACAUCCGCGACCCGCUCCCGCUCCGCUCGCAACCAGCGGCGUACGCACCCCGCUUUGCACACAUGUGAGUCUCCACAACGCCGCUUCCGCCCCCGCGACCACUCCGCCGCGCCCUUACCGCCCGCCGCCGCCGCCGCCGCCGCCGGCCGGCACCGCGAC